This is a messenger RNA of Fusarium oxysporum Fo47, 435 nucleotides long. RefSeq lists its product as uncharacterized. NCBI's taxonomy places the organism in Eukaryota, Fungi, Ascomycota, Sordariomycetes, Hypocreales, Nectriaceae. The transcript has a single exon. The record is from RefSeq and is a predicted model, not a curated record. Gene Ontology annotation, molecular function: hydrolase activity, acting on carbon-nitrogen (but not peptide) bonds. Bases 1 to 435 code for a protein of 144 amino acids.
AUGGAACCCCAACUCGUCUGCCUCUCAAGGCCCUCCGUUCAACGAUGUUUUUCCUGGAAGCGGUAUAUCCCGCAAGUCCACCUCCCCUCGAUCACCAUUAACGGCGCCCGCUUCCUCCGCGCCGACAAGCAAAUCGGAUCCCUCGAUGUCGGUAAGCUCGCUGAUAUCAUCGUUCUGGAGAACAACUUCUUCAAGGUUCCUGAGGAGAAGCUCGAUCGUCAGAAGGUGCUACUCGCCGUGGUUGGCGGGGAGGUGCUUUAUAUAGCUGAUGGGCACAACUUUGGCGCCAAAGCUAAGUUCCCCAACGAUGACAAGGCCAGCGCUCAGCUUGCCCGUCGCACUAUCUGCUUCUUUAACGCCAAGGAGCUGUCAAAGAGGGGUCAAGCAGAUGCUGCUAAGCUGAGGAAGCGAGGUGCUUGCGUGCACAAGCAUUGA